CGGUUUCCACGGUAUUGUUUACAGUGUCGUUAUGGAAACGCCGCUAUGCGAUGUCAUCACGCACUCUACGUGUUUCAACGUGGGGGUGUGGUUACAUCGCGCAUGCUCGGAGGUACAUGGAGAACGCCAAGCAGAAUAUUGCACACACCUGG
This is a messenger RNA of Pelobates cultripes (western spadefoot toad), 152 nucleotides long. The record is from the annotation of a GenBank genome assembly. Lineage: Eukaryota; Metazoa; Chordata; Amphibia; Anura; Pelobatidae.